AUGUUGUCCACUAUUCCGGUCGAUUUCUCAUCCGGUUCAUUGGUAGACUACGAUCCAUUCCUGGAUUUCGAAAGCGGCUUCACGCUGCCGUGGGAUUGCUCGGAACUUUUUAACACAACCCAAUCAAUAGACCCAGAGGGACCGGGUUCCGGUUCAGACGAAACAAAUCAAAACCGAACCAACUCAAACUCUAUUUUAGAUGAACCGAACCAGGCGCUUUCCGUCAUCAAGGAACGAAAGAGGAGGCGUAUGAUAUCCAACAGAGAAUCAGCGAGGAGGUCACGGAUGCGUAAACAGAAGCAUUUAGAAAACCUAAGGAACCAGGUGAACCGGCUUAGAGUCGAGAAUCGAGAACUGAACAACCGUUUGAGGUUGGUUCUGUACUACUGUCACACUGUAAGGACGGACAAUGAUCGGCUCCGGUCCGAAUACAGUUUGCUCGGACAAAAACUUUCGGACAUACGUCAAAUUUUGCUAUUCAAGCAACUGCAUCAAUUUUCACCUGCAUGA
This is a messenger RNA of Hibiscus syriacus, 510 nucleotides long. RefSeq names its product bZIP transcription factor 11-like. Gene Ontology annotation, molecular function: DNA-binding transcription factor activity; transcription cis-regulatory region binding. Gene Ontology annotation, biological process: positive regulation of DNA-templated transcription. The transcript has a single exon. Lineage: Eukaryota; Viridiplantae; Streptophyta; Magnoliopsida; Malvales; Malvaceae. Gene Ontology annotation, cellular component: nucleus. The record is from RefSeq and is a predicted model, not a curated record. Bases 1 to 510 code for a protein of 169 amino acids.